UGCAGAUCAGUGUUGUGAAAAUGAUCAACUCGAAGGCUUUAAGACAGGGCCCGUAAAACACAAGUCUCUAGAGGAGACGGUUACAGAGAUUCGGGGUAAGCUGAAAAAUAAAAAAUGGACACUGUCUAUAAGGCGCACCAAAAUCAUAGAAACAACAAUGGAAAUGAUGGCAGAUGCAGAUGAACAGGAUUUGGCGUCAGAGCUUAUGUUCAUAGGGGAAGAAGGGUGGAUGCUGGUGGUCUUCGAAGAGAGCUCUUUAGUCUUGUGUUUGAAAAAACUCCUCUCUUAGACAGAAAUACAUUUUCCAAUGAAGCAUGUUCACUUCAACAUGGAGAAUAUAUUAUUCUUGGAAAGCUUGUGUCUUUAACAUUUAUCUAUGGGCACCCUGGAUUAAAGACAUUGCAUCAAACUAUCAUAAAAUACAUAUUGAAUGAAAAAACGCCAACUACAGAAAUCCCUUUAGCAGAUGUUCAGAAUGCCACUGUACUGAGGGCUAUAGAUACAAACUAAGCUGCAACUGAUGAUUUGUUGGAACUGCACUUUAUAAAGCAACACUGUUUAUCACCUGGUCAAUGUUAUGGUACACAAAAUCCAGAAAGCAUCAUCUAAGGAGGAGUAUAUGGAGGCAGCCAUAGAAACAAGUGAUUUGUUAGAAAGAUCAGGCUUCAACAAACCUCAUACACAAGAUUCCUCUCAAUCAGCAGUCUACACAGUUAAAGAGUACCACAUUUUCUACAGGUGCUUUGGCCAUAUUAGACAGUUCAUGGAUGGGCUGAAACUGCAUGGAGUUCUGGAUAUAAUGAUACUUCAUCACCAGGAGGCAACACAGUUUCUGGGCGAAGCUACAGCUUUAACUGCAGAAGUGGUGAAUAACUUUUACAGUUUCAGCUUUUCUGACAAAGGGGAUCCAAACUGGGAAACGGAAGAGGCAAUUGAAUACAACUUUCGCUGUUUCAUAUGUCAAGUUAAGAAAGGCCGGAUCAGCUCAACUGUAAUAAACAUUUCCACAGAAACUGCUGAGGAAGACAGCAUUCAAGUUACCCUUGAGCUGGUGUUGCAAGCCUUUGUUGGUUGUCAAGGAUUACCAAAAGACAUUCCAUCUGGACUAAUAGAGUUCAAUCAUAACAGUUCAGCUUUGAGCCAUGUCAACACUUGUGCCCCUAGUAUAACAUUUCAAAAUACAUCAAAACUCCUAAAAUUUGAAGAUUUUGAGCGGACAAUGCUGGAUAUCAUUUUUGGAUGUGAAGGCUUUGGCCAAAAGUAGUGAUCAACUAUUAAAGUUAAUUGUUACUGAACCAGAAGUAUUUUUAUGUUAUCGAAGUAAGAGCAUUUAGUCUC
Mya arenaria is the source of this 1338-nucleotide messenger RNA. RefSeq lists its product as uncharacterized. Bases 578 to 1264 code for a protein of 228 amino acids. Lineage: Eukaryota; Metazoa; Mollusca; Bivalvia; Myida; Myidae. The record is from RefSeq and is a predicted model, not a curated record. The transcript is spliced from 6 exons.